Striga hermonthica is the source of this 1107-nucleotide messenger RNA. The record is from the annotation of a GenBank genome assembly. NCBI's taxonomy places the organism in Eukaryota, Viridiplantae, Streptophyta, Magnoliopsida, Lamiales, Orobanchaceae.
AUGGGAUACCUUUGUGAUUUCUGCGUGGAACAAAGGUCCAUGGUGUAUUGUCGUUCGGAUUCUGCUAGCUUAUGUUUGUCGUGUGACCGUAAUGUGCAUUCUGCAAAUGCCCUCUCCAAACGCCACUUGAGGACGCUCGUUUGCGAGAGAUGUCAUUCUCAGCCUUCUUUCGUUAGAUGCGCACAGGAAAAGAUAUCCCUCUGUCAAAACUGUGAUUGGACAGGACACGCAGGCCCGAGCACAGGCCUGUCACACAAGAGGCAAGCCAUUCAUUGCUACACUGGCUGCCCAUCGGCUUCCGAGCUUUCUGAAAUGUGGGCUUUUCUGUUGGAUUCGAGCUGUGAGCAGGGAAUGGGCUCAAUGAGCAUUGCCAACGAGGGGCCUGCCGAUUGCCAAGAGAACGAGGAUAGAAACGAUGAAUCUCAUUUAGGGGGAGCGGGUAGAUCUGCUGGUAUCGGGUUGUUGCCAGGUGGAUCGGUUGGCUCAGCUAUUCAAAAGGAUUCCUUGUCCACAGCUAAGGGAGCUGUUGCAUGUGACGAUAGCUUUUAUGAUGAUUUGAUUAUGGAUGAGGUUGACUUGAGCAUUGAAAACUAUGAAGAGCUCUUUGGUGUUUCUCUUGGUAAUCCGGACCAGCUAUUUGGAGAUGACGGUAUUGAUGGGAUUUUCGGGAUGAAAGACAUGUCUGGGUCCCAGUGUGCUUAUGCAGCUGAGGGAUCAACACUUGGAGGGGUCAAUAUGACGCAACCGGCUUGCAGCAAUGCCGCAUCUGCUGACUCGAUUAUGAGCUGCAAAACGGAACCCAAUAUAUGUUUUGCAAGGCAAACAUUAUCGGGCCUUUCGUUUUCAGGCAUUACUGGGGAAAGGGAAAGCAGUGCUGGGGAUCAUCAGGAUUGUGGGGUCUCAUCCAUACCGGGGCCUCCAGCAGGUAGCAGGAGUGAUGCCGUUUUGCGUUACAAGGAGAAGAAAAAGGCCCGAAAGUUCGAAAAGAAAGUGAGGUAUGCAUCACGCAAGGCAAGAGCAGAUGUGAGGAAACGUGUGAAGGGACGUUUUGUCAAGGCUGGUGAUGUUUACGAUUAUGAUCCCUUGAUCCCAACACGAAGCUGCUGA